CCGUGUGCCGUUCUGGCCACUUCAAGCUUCAAGUUUGCAGCAGUUCCCUAUCACUGACUUCAACGACGAUCAUGUCUGGCAUCUGCAGAACGCGUCUUGCCGAGGAGCGCAAGCAAUGGCGUAAAGACCAUCCAUUUGGAUUUUACGCGAAGCCCGCUAAGGCGGCGGACGGCUCGAUGAAUCUCAUGGAAUGGGAGGUGGGUAUCCCGGGAAAACAGGGCACUGCAUGGGAAGGUGGAGUUUACAAACUAGUCAUGAUUUUCCCCGAAGAUUACCCCUCAAAACCGCCCAAAUGCAAGUUCACUCCGCCGCUCUUUCACCCGAACGUGUAUCCUUCUGGAACGGUCUGCCUAUCGAUUCUCGAUGAAGAGAAGGCAUGGAAACCGGCUAUCACAAUCAAACAGAUUUUGCUCGGGAUCCAAGACCUGCUGGAUGACCCCAAUGUGCUUGACCCAGCCCAGAGCGACGCAUACACCAUGUUCAAGAAUGACAAGACAGCAUACGAGAGGCGAGUGCGCCAGCAAGCCAGAGAUAACAUCCCGAAAUAAGCCACCGUCGACGCCUGCUUCGUUACGCCUCCGCAACUCCGCUCGCUUCGCUUCUCAUCCAUCCUGUGGUCCACGUUCUGCAUCUCUUCCUCACGUCAUCCUCCUUUUCUCUCGGCGGUCCCAUGGACAUCCUUCGACCCACUACAACGUGCUCUCUGUUGCUGUACUUCGCCGCAUGUAUGAGUUCUCUCAUCUGCGGUAGAUGCUCCGCCGGCCAACGUGCUGACGACGGAGCUUGAAAGAACAAUGACAAUGGGGUCGGCCUAUUGCGGGCCUCCCUUUCGCAUUGACUUCUCAAGGGCCGGACGAUUCGCAUUUCACGCUAGGGCGAGCUCCGAGUCCGGUAAUCUCAAUGUUUCUGGUAUCGGCGGAAAGCGUACCACGGAUCAAAUCAACGAUUCUGAUUGCCAUUCGCCGGAAUAGCAGCCCGACGACUGCUACAUACCUACAUAUUAUGUACGUUACAUGUGUUCGGUCGAAAUCUGCAAGCAGCGUGCAUCCGCC
Molecule: messenger RNA, 1052 nt
Organism: Punctularia strigosozonata HHB-11173 SS5
Lineage: Eukaryota; Fungi; Basidiomycota; Agaricomycetes; Corticiales; Punctulariaceae
Product: ubiquitin-conjugating enzyme 9
Exons: 8
Coding region: 72-548 (158 amino acids)
Biological process (GO): protein sumoylation
Cellular component (GO): nucleus
Molecular function (GO): SUMO conjugating enzyme activity
Source: RefSeq, a predicted model, not a curated record